AUGGUGCGCGCGCUGGUGCUGCUGGCGCUGGGCGGGGCUGAGGAGACCCCCGCCCCCUCGAGCCCCGCCCCCUGCCGCGUGCUGUACGCGCGGACCUUCGGGACCCCCCCCGAGCCCGGGACCCCUCCCCGGCAGCGCCUUCGCCGUAAGGAGCAGCUGCUGGCCGUGGCCAGACAAGUGGCUUCCCACUGCCACCUCCUCCAGUCCUCCUCACCUCGCCCUUUGUCCCCCCAACUCCCCCAGCUCCCCGACGACCCCAUCCCACUCCAAGACGCCCCGGGGGGGCUUUUCCACCUGCCUCCCGGCGACCCCUUCCCCGAGGGGGUGACGGUAGCCUGGUUGUCGGUGGUGGCCGUCGCCUUGGCUUUGGUUUGCGACCCUCGGGAGAACCUUUUGCUGGCCGAGGUCACCCUGCGCCGCUUGACUCCUCGCUUGCUCCGCUCCCUGCACCUCCUCGGCCCCGGGGCAGAUGUCCUGCUCCGCCCCGAAGUCGCCGACGUCCUCCUCGAUCGUCUCCUGCCUCACGGGGAGAUGCUUUUCCUCAACCAACGUUUCCUCCAAGCCGUAGACAGGGAGUUGGGCAUCAAAAUGAGUCGUUGAAGCUGCCAACUCCCUCCUCCUCUCUGGGAUUUUUUUGGGAGGGGGUGGGAAUGAGCCCACUCUGGGAAAAAAAAAGCUGAAUAAAGAGCAAAGAGACAGCUCUCA
Messenger RNA from Pogoniulus pusillus (Red-fronted tinkerbird), 705 nucleotides. It is a transcript of the gene AP5S1, whose product is annotated as adaptor related protein complex 5 subunit sigma 1. The record is from RefSeq and is a predicted model, not a curated record. The transcript is spliced from 2 exons. Lineage: Eukaryota; Metazoa; Chordata; Aves; Piciformes; Lybiidae. Gene Ontology annotation, biological process: endosomal transport; double-strand break repair via homologous recombination. Gene Ontology annotation, cellular component: AP-type membrane coat adaptor complex; late endosome; lysosome. Bases 1 to 600 code for a protein of 199 amino acids.